This is a messenger RNA of Metarhizium album ARSEF 1941, 699 nucleotides long. Its product is annotated as speckle-type POZ protein-like protein. Bases 1 to 699 code for a protein of 232 amino acids. The record is from RefSeq and is a predicted model, not a curated record. NCBI's taxonomy places the organism in Eukaryota, Fungi, Ascomycota, Sordariomycetes, Hypocreales, Clavicipitaceae. Gene Ontology annotation, molecular function: protein binding. The transcript is spliced from 4 exons.
AUGUCUGCAACAAAUUCUGACUCCAUUUUGGCGCAGAUGAUGAUGUCGGGCGAAUUCAGCGACCUGAUUUUCAUUUGUAGGGGCCAGGAAUUCAAAGUGCACAAAGCCAUUGUUUGUGCGCACUCUCCGGUAAUCAAAGCUGCAGUCCAGGGAGAAUUCGAGGAAUCGCAAAGCAAUGCAAUUAAAAUGGACAGCUUUCAGCCUAAGACGGUUAAGCGAUUGGUUCAAUUCAUGUAUACGGGUGAUUACGACGAAACUGAUGAAUAUGAACCAUCCGCGGCCUACCAAAACGCUUGCAUUGCUGAUGGCGUUGGCGCUGAAGAAGCCGCCGACAUGGAAAAUAAGUUUGAGCUUCGAACAGAAGGGGGCUGUAUUGCCUCUUCUUCCAGCCAGGAACUUAUGUUAUCGUUGCCAAAAUCAACAACUACUAGUUCGCUUUCGGAGCAUAUUUAUGUGAACUCUAUUGGCGAUUACUAUGGCGUUGAUAAACUUGUUUCGUUGACAAACACCAAGAUCAAGCAGCUGCUUCAGAGCGGUAAUGAAGAUGAGUCUUGCGUAGCGGAUCUUCCGAUCGCCAUUGAAGCCGCGGCGGGAUUAACCGGAAACAGGGAGUUAAUGGGAGUCUUGGCCUCGGCGACUGCAGCGAACAUUUCGAAGCUGCUCUGCCUUGAUCAAUUUAGGGAGAACAAAUUGAGUUAA